AUGUCAACUCGUUCAGCGGAUGGCGUUCCGUCCGGAGUUCACUGGCGAAUUGUCAACUACGAGAACAAAAAGGACUUGGUAGAGGCCUUAAAAAGAACACACACUCUCCUGUCUUUUGUCCAACUUCUUGCAGAUCCGACAAACCAGUCCCAGAAGAACCUCAUUGACGCUGCUAUCACCGCGAAGGUGAAGCGCUUCGCACCAAGCGAAUAUGGAAGUGCCGGGACAGCCCAUAUGCCUUGGUGGGCGGGCAAGGAAGAAAUCCGAAAUUAUCUAAGAAAGGUCAACGAGAACGGAAAAGUUCUGGAGUAUACGCUCUUCCAGCCUGGUCUGUUCUUAAACUAUCUGGCGUCUCCGUACAAGACCGCGAGACACGUCGACCCGCUGGAUACUGUUUUUGACUUCCAGAACCGCCGCGGAAUUGCAGUCGACGGCCAUGAAGAUGCGGUCAUAACCUUGACCACCGCCGCCGACCUUGCUUCGGUGGUCGCGCAGGCUGUCGACUAUGAUGGCCAGUGGCCCGAAAUCGGCGGGAUAAGAGGAUGUCGAGUGACCUUUUCGCAGGUAAUUGAAAUUGGCGAGAAGGUCCGAGUGGCACUCCACGAUCUGGAGGCUGGGGAUUUAAAGACAUCGUGGGCCCUGGAGAAAAAGCACCGAGCUGUCACCGAUGACCAGUCAUCUGGUCUUCUCACGAAGGUGUCUAUUGGGGUCCUCCUCGGCAGCAUUGAGGGUGCAUGGGAUGUUUCAGACGAGUUCAAUCAACUUUUCCCGGACUAUAAGUUUGAAGCGAUGGAAGAGUUCCUUGCCAGAGUCUGGAACGGGAAGGCAUGA
This is a messenger RNA of Diaporthe citri, 831 nucleotides long. RefSeq lists its product as uncharacterized. The record is from RefSeq and is a predicted model, not a curated record. The transcript has 5 exons. NCBI's taxonomy places the organism in Eukaryota, Fungi, Ascomycota, Sordariomycetes, Diaporthales, Diaporthaceae. Bases 1 to 831 code for a protein of 276 amino acids.